UGAUUGUCCUUAAAGUGUCCAUGUGCAAUAUAGUGUGUAUAAAGUGGCACUGUGUUGUGCAAGUCCAGAGUUAAAGUGACAGUCCAGAGUUAGGGUAUCAUAGUGCAAAAGAGGUGUGCAGAAAACUGUAAAGUACUAGAUCCUGGGUGACUCCUGGUUUAAACUAGGGAUGCACCGAUCCAAUAUUUUGGAUCGGUAUCAAUGCCGAUCCAAGCAUUUUGGGUGGUUUGGGUAUCAGUGGUGCGUUACCGAUGUCGCUCAUCUGGCUAGAAAAAAUGUUUGGAACAUACUGUAACUGAACAAACAAUGCAUAAUCGAAUGAUAAAUAGUUUUUAUAUAAGUGUAUGAGUGCAUUAUGGUAGAGCAUUACGUUAGCAUCACAAAGGUUGUGGGUUCGAUUCCCAGGGAACACGGAUACUGAUAAAAUGUAGGUAACUCAAAUGCACUGUGAGUUUCUUUGGAUAAAAGUGUCUUCUAAAGGCAUGAAUGUUAAUUUCAUGUAAAUACAAACAUUGACUUCUGUGUGUUGGUUUUGCUUUUCUUGUUUUGGCAGCGUGGCAGGGAACAGGGGGUUUAAGAGGUGGGCGGGGGUAGUAGUAUACCACUUUUUUUUGAGGACUACACCACUGGAUUGCAUCUACACACAGGUCACAGAAAUGAUAAUUAGCAAAUCAACAGGAGUGAAAGACCAGAAACGGAGCAGAAACAAAGAAGAAGCAACAAAUUCAAAUCUACAUGCAAAUCCAUGUCAUUGAAUCUGACUAGAUAAAAAUAAAUACAGUGUACAUGUUACCUGUAAUGAUGAUGCUACAGUGGUGCUGGGUGGUGCUGACAGUUUUAAUAAAAGGAACCAUAAAAACGGACUCAUUUCUGGAGUAAUUGCACCAAACAACACAAUGGAAAACUGUUCCAGUGUCUUGAGUCCACUGUUGGAGAAAUAUUACCUCUCACCACUGUACGGUCUGGAAUUUGCCAUCGGCUUCAUCGGAAACCUAGUGGUGGUCCUAGGCUACAUCUUCUGCCUCCCUGCUUGGAAGUCCACUAACGUGUACCUGUUUAACCUGUCUGUGUCUGAUGUCGUCUUCCUGUGCACUUUACCUGAGCUGUCCUAUAACUAUGCUUACAACCUGAAGAAAUUCAAUGCUGCACUCUGCAUGAUAAAUCGUUAUAUCCUCCAUGUGAACCUGUACUCCAGCAUCCUUUUCAUGAUGUGGGUAAGUGUGGACCGGUUCUUAUUGAUAUGUCACCCACAUCGACAACACAUCCUGUUGACUCUCAAGGCUGCAAUAAUCAUCACCAUCCUGAACUGGAUCUGGGUGACUGUUCAAGUCGCUCCUCUCAUCUUCUUCAUUAACCAGGACUUGGAGCAAAAUGGCUGGACAGCGUGUCUUGAUUUUGCGAGUUUGAGAAAUUCCCAAGCUAUUCUGAUCUACAACAUAAUUCUCACUAUAACUGGAUAUGUGAUUCCCCUUAUAGGUUUGUUUCUAGCAUCACAAAAGAUCGUUUCUGUUCUCAUUAAAAGACAGGAAGUGAUUGGGACAUCUUUCCAAAGGCCAGUAAGGGUUGUGAGGUUUGCAGCAAUCAUGUUCCUGGUGCUCUACACACCUUUCCAUGUAAUGAGGAUUGUCCGUAUUGUGUCUCAGCUUCCUGAAUUAAAAUUGUCAAAGUGUGUUUUAGACUACAUCAGUUCAGCUUACAUAGUGACACGGCCAUUUGCCUAUUUACACAUUGUCAUCAACCCUGUGUUUUACUUCCUCAUGACAGACCGUUUUAAAGAAGCUCUACAGGACAAAUGGAGGCAGAUUAAAAGGAUUAUAAUGAGAGCGUCAUAAACAAGUCUGACCCAGACAAAAAAAAGCACUGAUAAACCCAUGUCAAUUUAUUUGCUAUUAACUGGACAUUUAAUUAAUUUUAUGGUUAUAAAGAUUGCGUAAGUGACAAUUUAUUGUAUAUAAAAAUUUGACUUUUGAUCAAUCUGUUUGUUUUAAUAUGAUAAUACUAUUUAUAUAUAGUUUACAGUGCAGGUCAUCUUUAAUGAAUAUACAUAUUGCUCGUCACAUUUGUUGAAUGUCUUUUGUGUUGUGAUGAUAUUUCAUAAUAUUAACUGUCUGUAAUUAAUGUAAAACAAAAUCCUGGUAUUUGGUAAAUUUAUAUAAAUUUUCUGCAUUGCCAAAAAAUCUAGAAACAUAAAAAGAGUUAUUUGUAGACAUCUCUGUAGGGGGACUUAUUGUUUCAGCAGUACAGUUAUGUUACUCCCCCAGAAUGUCUGUUAUUACUACUGAAUUAUUGUGAAUAAAAAUAGGAACUUAUCGAUUGUCCAGACAGACAGGGGUUUUAUUAAUGACAAAAUCAACAGACACAAGAAAACACUAGGGAAAUACUGAGCAACUAAAAUACAGAAGAAG
Messenger RNA from Tachysurus fulvidraco (yellow catfish), 2405 nucleotides. Its product is annotated as succinate receptor 1-like. Gene Ontology annotation, cellular component: plasma membrane. Gene Ontology annotation, biological process: G protein-coupled receptor signaling pathway. Gene Ontology annotation, molecular function: G protein-coupled receptor activity. The transcript has 2 exons. NCBI's taxonomy places the organism in Eukaryota, Metazoa, Chordata, Actinopteri, Siluriformes, Bagridae. The record is from RefSeq and is a predicted model, not a curated record. Bases 897 to 1832 code for a protein of 311 amino acids.